This is a messenger RNA of Schistocerca piceifrons (Central American locust), 2215 nucleotides long. RefSeq names its product luc7-like protein 3. The record is from RefSeq and is a predicted model, not a curated record. Gene Ontology annotation, cellular component: U2-type prespliceosome; U1 snRNP. The transcript has 9 exons. Gene Ontology annotation, molecular function: mRNA binding. Bases 222 to 1433 code for a protein of 403 amino acids. Lineage: Eukaryota; Metazoa; Arthropoda; Insecta; Orthoptera; Acrididae. Gene Ontology annotation, biological process: mRNA splice site recognition.
GUGUCCCACUAGCUUUGGCGAUACUUUCGUUGUCUGUGUGGGCUCAGCUUUAUUGUUUGGUGAUAUUGUAUGAGCCUCUUUGAGAACGCGUUAAUGUCAGACUUGACCUGUGAUAGUUUUGAUCUUUGAUAGAAUUGAAUGUAUUCAGUUCAGCGAUCUGUGUAGUGUAAUUUGUUAGUAAGUGAACAUUUGUGUGGAGUGAUUUGCAGAUAAAAUAAAAAAUGGCUGUGUUAGCAGCGGCAGCUCUUCUAGAUGAACUUAUGGGGAGAAAUAGAAAUAUGGCACCAAAUGACAAAACGAAGGAACUCAAUUGGGAAGAUCCAGAGUACUGCAAGCUGUAUAUGGUGAAAUUUUGUCCUCAUGACUUGUUUGUAAAUACGCGAGCUGACUUGGGGCAGUGUCCAAAGGUCCAUGAUGAUGAAGUCAAAGCACUGUAUGAAAAAUCAAACAGCUAUAAAAAACAGCAGUAUGAAGAUGAAUUCAUAAGGUUCUGCCAGAGUAUGCUUAAUGAAGUGGAGAGGAAGAUAAUCAAAGGAAAACAAAGACUUGCCUUAAUGGGUAAAACUGAUAUGGUGUCCUUGUCACCGGCUCAAACUCAACGCAAUGAAGAGCAGAUUGCAUUCCUCACUGAAAAAAUCAAUGGUCUUGUAAGUGAAGCAGAACAAAUGGGUAUUCAGGGAAAUGUUGAACAAGCACAAGGACUUAUGAAGCUAUGUGAUCAGCUAAAAGAAGAACGGGAGCAGUUAAGAGGAACCAAUGAAAAUAGUCAUUGGCAGCAAACAGCUGAACUGGCGGCUUCACAAGAGAAACAGAUGGAAGUCUGUGAUGUCUGUGGUGCAUUUUUAAUUGUUGGAGAUGCACAACAACGAAUUGAUGAUCAUCUGAUGGGGAAGCAACAUGUUGGUUACGCAAAGCUUAAAUCUGCAUUGGAUGAACUUAUGACAGCACGUCAGAAAGCUCGUGAGGAAAAAGAAAAGAAACGUGAAGAGGAAAGAAGAGAACGGAAUCGAUUGAGGGAAGAGGAAGAACGGAAAAGGAAUCGUGAAAGAGGCAGAGAAAGGGAUGAACACCGUAGAAUGAGGGAAGAGGAAGAGAGACGAUCACGUUCUCGAAGAUCCAGAAGCCCACACCAUUCCUCUCACAGAAGUAGGAGUCAUCCCAGAAAAGGAAAUGAAAAAGAGCACCACCACAAAAGCAGAGGGAAAAGCACAGAAGACAGGAGCCAUCACUCCUCUCAUCAUAGUCACUCCAUUGAUGGAUCUAACCGUGACCAUGGGAGAAGCGCAAGCAGACAUUCAGAUCAUAGAAGGGAAAAAGACAGAGGAGUAAAUGGAGAUUCAAGUAGACGUGGAUCAUCACCUCAUCGUAGCUCCAGUCAUUACAGGCACAGUUCACGGAGUGCAGGAGGAAGCGGAUCGCAUGGGAAUGUUUAGCAAGUGCCCAACAUUUGAAUCAGUGAGUGAGAUUCUCCAAACAGUCACAUAAAAAGGGUAUGCUGUCUACAGUGUACUCAAGAAGCAGUGUCAAUAUCCUUGCAAGCAGGAGUACAGAGCUAUAUUUGAUUGAAGAUCUUGGUCUCUCACUGUGUCAGCACAACCUGGCGAUGUUCUGUUUGGAAAUGUUUCUCUUGGAAUCUUCAAGAUGUCAUCCCAAAUGCAAGGUGAUCUUUAUUUAUAAGCAUCCUUCUUUUGUUAUUGCUACUGGCUCUGAAUAUUAAAAAUCACAUUCCCCUAGUGUCCAGUCAUUUACAUUAACUGGUUUAUAUGAAUUUGUAAGAUUAAUAAAUUGUGGUUAACUGAAUGUAUUACAUCACUACUCACUUUCAGUAAAUGACAGCAUUAUCUUUGUAAUCAUUGUAAUAGUUCAUCAUUCAUCAUGCAUUUGUGUAUGUUACUGAGAAGUGAGUAGUGUCUUGAUAUGGAGGCAGCAAAUGUAAUUUUGUUACUCCCAAGUAAAAUGUGAUAAUAUCAAAUGAGCAGAAAAUAUGCAACAAGCAGACCACCAUAUUGCUGGAACUGCUGUAAUUUGCUGCAUGACUACAGCUUCUUUUAUCAUUGUUUUGAUGCCACCUGGAUAUCCAUUUUGAUAAGGUAUGUUUGAAGCAUCUUUAAUGUUUUAGAAUGAAAUUACUUUUUAUACAAAUGAUGAUUCAUAGUGAUGAGUUACAAGAAUUGUAAAAUUAUGUUAUGGAAAGGAAAUAAAUUCUUGAACAUCA